CAUUCAUCGGGCCACAUGUUGUUACUCUAUCUGUCACUUCUUUUGUUGGCCCUGGCCGUGCAUGGGGUUCGGAAACGUUUCCGAUAUUGGGAAGAUCGAAGAGUGCCGUACGUGACACCAACAUUUCCAACAGGAAAUUUGCGCGGUUUUGGUCGAAAGUUUCAUAUUUUCACUAUUAUGGAACGGUGCUACAAACAGUUGAAAGGGAAAGGGCCCUUCGGAGGAAUCUUUAUGUACACAAAUCCGGCAGCUCUUGCUUUAGAUCUGGAUUUCGUAAAAAAUGUGCUUGUGAAAGAUUUUCAAUACUUCGAAGACCGAUCAUUUUACUAUAACGAAAAAGAUGAUCCUCUUGAGGCUCAUUUGGUUGCGUUAGAAGGAACAAGGUGGAAAAAUCUUCGAUCCAAAGUGACACCAAUAUUUUCGUCCGGCAAAAUGAAGAUGAUGUUUCCAACUAUGAUACGUGUAGCAAACGAUCUUAGCAGGCUACUGAUUAAGGAAAUCGAGGAAGAAAAAAACAUCGAGAUGAAGGAGAUUUUGGCCCGGUAUACUACGGAUGUAAUUGGCAACUGCGCAUUCGGAGUAGAUUGUAACAGCUUGUAUAAUCCGGAAGCAGAAUUUCGCCAAAUGGGAAAGAAAGCUUUUACGUUCAGAUUUCUAAAAGUGUUAAUAGCGCAACAAUUCCGCGAAAUCGCUCGCGCAUUGCACGUGACAUUCUUUGAUUCGGACGUUACCAACUUUUUCCUCAAAGUGGUGAAAGAUACUGUUGAGUACCGCGAAAAAAACAACGUUCAACAAAAUGACUUUAUGAGUUUGCUGAUGCAGUUGAAGGACCCAGGUCCGGAGAGCGAUGAGAGCAAAAAUCAGCAGGGAUAUUUGUCGAUUGAGGAAAUUGCCGCACAAGCUUUUAUGUUUUUCCUGGCUGGAUUUGAAACAUCAUCCACCACAAUGUCCUUUUGCUUGUAUGAGCUUUCCGUGAAUGCUAAACUUCAGGAAAGAGCUCGGGAAAGUGUGCUACUUUCAAUCGAAAAACAUGGUUCCAUGAACUACGAUGCCAUUCGUGAUAUGCAGUUUCUUGAGCAAUGCAUAAACGAAUCACUCCGGAAAUAUCCUCCGAUAGCAUCUUUACCACGUACGGUUACUAGGAACUACCCAGUGCCCGACAGUGAUGGCGUGGUAUUACGGCGUGGGACAACCAUGGUCAUACCUAUUUAUGCUAUUCAUCAUGACUCGGAGUAUUACCCGGACCCAGAAACCUACGAUCCAGACCGCUUUAACCCAGACCAGGUGUCCCAACGAAAUCCAUUCUGCUUCAUUCCGUUCGGGGGAGGUCCUAGAACCUGUAUUGGGUUGCGAUUCGGAAUGAUGCAAAUUCGCAUCGGGUUAGCUAUUCUGCUAAAACACUUCCGAUUUACUGUGUCGAGUAAAACGGUUGUGCCUUUGCAGAUAUCCCCGAACGAUCUGGUUCUCUCCUUCAAGGGAGGAUUGUGGUUGAAGUUGGAGAAGCUUUGAGCUCUUUUGAUAAUUGUGUUACAUUUGUGGCUGAUGUAAUUUGUCUAAUGAUUGGAUAGUAACC
Malaya genurostris is the source of this 1573-nucleotide messenger RNA. Its product is annotated as probable cytochrome P450 6a14. The transcript is spliced from 2 exons. Gene Ontology annotation, molecular function: iron ion binding; heme binding; oxidoreductase activity, acting on paired donors, with incorporation or reduction of molecular oxygen. The coding region runs from base 16 to 1509 and encodes 497 amino acids. The record is from RefSeq and is a predicted model, not a curated record. NCBI's taxonomy places the organism in Eukaryota, Metazoa, Arthropoda, Insecta, Diptera, Culicidae.